This is a messenger RNA of Pollicipes pollicipes, 1616 nucleotides long. It is a transcript of the gene rswl, whose product is annotated as tRNA methyltransferase roswell. The transcript has 3 exons. Gene Ontology annotation, cellular component: nucleoplasm; nucleus; mitochondrion. Gene Ontology annotation, biological process: positive regulation of mitochondrial translation; mitochondrial tRNA 5'-end processing. NCBI's taxonomy places the organism in Eukaryota, Metazoa, Arthropoda, Thecostraca, Pollicipedomorpha, Pollicipedidae. Bases 333 to 1535 code for a protein of 400 amino acids. Gene Ontology annotation, molecular function: tRNA binding. The record is from RefSeq and is a predicted model, not a curated record.
UGGGCCGAUGCAGGCCAGCGGGGUAUAAGGAUAGAUGCGCGGUAUUACCUGCGUUGCCCAUCGCCCGUUGUAGAACAUAAAGGUUCUACGAAGGAGGUGUUAGGUGAUUUUAUUAUUAUGAUUUUAAAUGUCAUCGUUGCUUUCUUCCCGUAGUCACAUAUAAUAAACAAGAAGGUGAACAAGUCACAGACAACCGAUGUCUAAGGGUUUUGUGGUGAACGCUGUGCUACUCAAAUUGAAAAGAAACACAAAACUGGUGUCUGGGCUGUGUGUAGCCUGCCACCCUUCACACCACGCCUUCCAGCGCCGCACCCAGUCUUCCAGUCGGCCUUAUGCUGGGGCGGCUGCUGCUGGCGCGCGGUGCGCGCGCCGGCCUGUCGGCGGCACUGUGGCCGCGGCGGCCGCUCUGCGCGGCGGCACCAAGCCUGGAGCGCGUGUCGUCGGCGCUGGGCUUAACCGAGGAGGACCAGCGUCGCCGCCAGCUGCACUUGAUCAUGCUCGAGUACGGCGAGCUGCAGAUCUCGGGCGCGCGCGUACCCGACGCGCCGUCGCCGACCGACUGGGGUGAACUGCUGCGGCUGCCCACCUACUCGGCGCGUCGCAAGUACCUCGCUUACCUCUUCAAGCGCGAGAAGAGCCGCGAGAGCGACGCGGCACGGCGCCGGGAGCGCGUGGCGGCACGACGCGAGCUGGUGGAAACCGAGUCGCGCCCCGCGGGCCACCUGCAGUACGGGCUCGGACACAACAGCAUCUUCCAUCGGAUCAGUGACAUCACAAUCAAGGACUGGAGCGAGCAGCGCCUUUACACGGCGAUGCGCUUCGGGCAGCCACUGGUGAUGGACCUCGGCUUCGAGGCGCACAUGACACGCCGCGAGAACAAGAACACGGCGCAGCAGCUGAGCAUGCUGUUCGCGCAGAACCGCGCCAGCCUCGACCCGUUCGAUUUGCACCUCUGCAACGUCAACCGCGACGGCGAGAUCAUGGAGUUCCUGCGGCGCUUCAUCCCCACGGUGGAGGAGCCCGCUUUCCCCAUGCACCUGCACGCGGAAAACUACCUGGACGUGUACCCGCGCGACCGGCUGGUCUACCUGACGCCGCACUGUCGGCACGAGCUGACGGCGUUCGAUCACGACGCCAUCUACAUCGUGGGCGGCGUGGUGGACCUGGUGAAAGGUCGGCCAGUCUCGCUGGCCAAGGCCAAGAAGGAAGGUCUCCGCAUGGCCAAGUUGCCGCUCACCAAGUACUUGAGUGUCGGGCCCUCGUUCAGCCCAUCCCUCACGCUGGUCGCCAUGAUCAACAUCCUGCUGGAGCUGCAGUCGUCGGGUAGGUGGGAGUGCGCGCUGCGCCACGUGCCGCGCCGCGGCCUGCUGACUGACGAGGAGAAGCGGGCUCGCGCCGAGACCGACCUGCUCCGGCUGCAGCAUGCGCAGGCGGCGGCGCAGCGGCGCCAGCAGCGUUGGGAGCGCGCGCAGGCGGCAGCAGCGCGGCCUGCUCAUUCCGCCGGGCGUGACAGACCUGCCCAGCCGCCCCGGUGAAGGCUGGAAGGACAUCCAGAGGCACCCCGGACGGCCCAGUGGGCGAGGCCGCGCCCGCUGACGCUCCGUACGGUCGGCGGA